UGCUGGUUCAUUUACGGCAUCCCAACUGCUCAAUUGUCAUGAGUGGAGGGGUCUUGAAUCCAGGUAUCGGGUUCGCUUCCGGAGGAGGUGAGCGCGACGCGAGCAACUAGCUAAGAACCCUAGCGAUGGUGGGGGAGGCCCUUGCGGUUUUACGAGGGUUUUGAUCGCCAUGGCUCUCGGGAAGCUCACUAUAGUCAUUGGCGCAGGUAUAAUUGGGACUGUUCUCUCAAAGGAUGGGCAAUUAUCUGAUGUUACAAAAUUCUUUUCUGGUGCUUUCAAGAUUGUGACAAGACACUUGAAACAAGACAACUCUCAGUCGACAAGUAAACCACAAACUGAUUCUCUAUUAGCUCAGGUCAAUACUCUUAGAGAGGAGUUGCAAAUCUUGGCUUCCUCAAGAUCAGUUACGAUCAUUACUGGUGGAGGACCAGGUUCUGCAAGAUUUGGUGUUACAACUGUCAUUGUUGUUGGAGCUCUUGGAUUUGUCUUCAUAUGGUGGAAGGGAUGGAAACUUUCAGAUUUGAUGUUUGUUACUCGGCGUGGCUUCUCGGAUACUUGCAAUCGCAUUGGCAGACAGUUAGAUCUUGUUUCAUCAUCUGUUUCGGCUGCUAGGCGACAUUUAUCUUCGAAGAUUGACCAUGUAGAUAGUAACUUGGAGGAGUGCAAGGAGCUUGCCACGGCAACCAAGUUGGAGGUGUCGGAGCUAAAUGGGGACUUAAGUUUGGUUUGUUCUGAUAUAGAAUCUGUCCAGUGUGCUGUUGAGACUCUGAGGUCAAAGCUUGAUCGGAUUGAAGGAACUCAGGACUCGACAUUGAGAGGAGUCUAUGAUCUUUGCCAGUUUGUUGGGAAAUUAGAGCAAGGAAGGAAUAAAGAACAUAUUCAGGACUCACCGCAGCGAACAAUUGAAUUUCCACAAAUAACUGCUGUCACGGCACUCUCUUUAACACCAUUGUCCACAGAAUCAGUGUCAUUAUCAGAAUCACCAUUACUGUCUAUUCCAUCUACUCCUCAUGGGAAUCCCAGGGUUCUGCAUUCAUCAGCAGUUGUAUCCACUUCAGGACUAAAGGAUUUGCAGGGCUUUUCAAACACUACUAAACAGGGAAAUUCUAAGGUAACUAUUUCUCCAGGAAACACAUCUAAAGUUUCAAAUGGAACUACUACUGAACAAUGCAACAGUAGUGCACCGCCAAGUUCUUCUCGAUCCUUGUGGAAGUUCCCAAGCAUCAAUAUUCUUUCAAGAAACCGAAACGCUAUCAGCUAGCGUUUAAUUACUUAUUUGGUUUCCUGAAUACCACUGCAAAUUUCUUGAUAUAAAGAUUUAAAUAGGAUAAGCGUAAAUAUACCAUCAUCUUAAACUGGUCGCUACAUUUUUGUAGACGUAUAGAUUUAUUGCAAGCAGUUGAUUUGUUCCAAUUGCAAUCCGCUUGGAACCUUCAACUUGAGGGAAGUGAUUUGUUCCAAUUGCAAUCCGCUUGGAACCUUCAACUUGAGGGAAGUACUACAAUGUUUCUUAACAAUCUCCAAUGUGGAUGCCAUAUGAAGCAAUUGCUGUUUAAUUGCAUUUAAAAAAAAACAUAAUGCA
Molecule: messenger RNA, 1582 nt
Organism: Zingiber officinale
Lineage: Eukaryota; Viridiplantae; Streptophyta; Magnoliopsida; Zingiberales; Zingiberaceae
Exons: 14
Coding region: 170-1261 (363 amino acids)
Source: RefSeq, a predicted model, not a curated record